Messenger RNA from Microthlaspi erraticum, 789 nucleotides. The record is from the annotation of a GenBank genome assembly. Lineage: Eukaryota; Viridiplantae; Streptophyta; Magnoliopsida; Brassicales; Brassicaceae.
AUGUACGUUGCGGGAUACGACACUUCGGUUUCUGGCCAUGAUUUCGUUGAGACUAUGACAGAACGUUUCGCUUCAUGUGGAGAGUUGAUACAUAUUUAUAUUCCCGGAUACGCUAGAGGCAGAAAUCUCAACAGAUUUGUCUUGAUAUAUCUUCGUGGAGAAGAUGCCGAAGAGAAGGCGUUGGCACUUAGUGGAAGUUACAGCAGCAAAGGACACAAGUUAAUCGUUGAGCCUUACCCGUUUGAUGCCAAACACCAUGACAGUGAGUUGGCUCCUAUGAGAGACGCAGACAAUAAGCAACGUCACGUAUACGCUUACGUUCACGUUGAGGGGAUAGACACAAUAGAGAAGUUGAUGCAACUUUGUGGAUGUGAUGUGAAAGGAUUGGAGGAUAUUAAACUUUCCAGGGUUGAUCCUCCAGAAAGAGUUGAUGACAGCAGCUGCGAUAUGCCACCCCUAUCUACUUGGGGAUGUUCUUCUUCCAGGACUGCUCCUGAGGAUCUAAAUCUCCCUAAGCCGCCGCCUGAGGGGGAAGAUCCUCCUUAUCCUUGGAAGUGUAGCGUGAAUAGUGAGACUGGGUAUUUGUGCUUUUGGAAUCCAAAUACUGGUGUCCGGAUAGAGGAACCCCCUUCCGCCUCACCAAUACGUUACGCACAUGAGGAUCCACAUCUCCCUAAGCCGUGGAAACGUCUCGCGGAUAGCUAUGGGUAUUCGUAUUGGUGGAAUACGGAGACUGGUGUUACCCAGUACGAGAAACCAGGUUCAAAUUUAGUAGAUCGAUUGUUUUAG